AUGGCUGGAAGGAUGUUGAUUCUGGCGGUGGCCAUGGUCCUGUGUCCAUUGGCCUUUGUUGGACCGCAGGUCCGUCCUGUGGCCGUUGCUCCACGCUGCCACGGUGCCGCUCCUCCUCACUGCGUCGUGCAUCGCGUGGCGACGGCCCUGGCAGCUGCGGGGAUGCCAACAACGACGCAGGAUCUACGGCUACGGUUCCUACGAAGACUCUUGCGUUCCCAGGUCUACUACAUGCUGGCUGCCACCAUGGGCACCAUCCUACUGCUUUGCGGCUCCUUUCCCUGGCGAUGCUUCGUUUUUUUGCAGCGCCGCCCUGGCGUCAUGCGAGAGAUGGUGGAAGGUGCUGACGACUCACAGCUUUCGGCCAUGACGUGUCUUGCGGCAGCUGCUAUGACGCAUUGGCUUUUUGCGAUCGUAGAGGAUUGGUUGGCAUGGAGAUACCUAGCUGUGCACUGCCAGGAGCAGAUGUCGGUUCAAGAACAUCAGAUUGUGCAGUCUGCCUCUGCCCUGUGCUGGAUCUACACGGCGCACCACUUCUUAGCUGCCACGGUUUUCGGAUCUUUCCUGCUCUUCGAAGAGCUAGCUGUCCUGUGCUGUUUCGGCGCCUUCUUUGAGCUUCCGGUCUGUUUCACCAACCUUCGCGAUUUGGUGGUCACUUUUCACAAGGAAUUGGAAGAAGUCUCUUCUCGAUUUCCAUUGCUGAGCGCUUCCUUCUGCCGCAGCUGGUGGAACCUCACGGGCUUCCUGGUGCUGUUGGGCCGAGGCUCAGCCCUGCUGAGUUUCGCCUAUGCCACGGCGCUGUGGAACCAGGAGUUGCAGCAGGAACUCCCAACCGUCACCAGCUUUGCGUUUCGUUUCUACGGCGCCAGCUUCACGCACUUCGGCUGCACUGUUGCUAUCCAUCCUGUGGUCCGUGCAACUUUUGGCGGAUCGCGCAGCGGUCAGCCCAGAUUGGCGCCGGUGCGGCUUUCCUCAGGGCGCUUCGAAAAAGAGUCGGCACUGCAAGGUAGUCACCCGCAGCAGCCGAAUGCCUCAGCUGGCGGGACUCCUUCCACGUCCAGCAGCUUCUCCUUGACCACCUUCGACGAAUCCGAAGAGAACUCCAAGAGUGCAUCUGUGGUCGUCUACUUCGUUGUCGGCCUGCUCUUCCCACUGUUGGGAGGCUUCAAUCUUGGUAUCUUGCUGGCAGCCCUGGGCUAUGGCUUGUCCUAUGGUAGCAUCGUCAACUUUGCCAAGAAGAACGAAACCUUGAAGGAGUAUAGCAGCAGCAUUGACGAUGUGGGCCUCGCCGGGGUGAAAGCCGGAGAGUAUGCUCUGAAGGCGUACAACUUUGUGGCGGCGAAGGUCAAUGCUGCGCUGUGA
This is a messenger RNA of Cladocopium goreaui, 1362 nucleotides long. NCBI's taxonomy places the organism in Eukaryota, Dinophyceae, Suessiales, Symbiodiniaceae. The record is from the annotation of a GenBank genome assembly.